This is a messenger RNA of Plodia interpunctella (Indianmeal moth), 1298 nucleotides long. RefSeq names its product cytochrome b5-like. The record is from RefSeq and is a predicted model, not a curated record. The transcript is spliced from 10 exons. Bases 112 to 675 code for a protein of 187 amino acids. Gene Ontology annotation, cellular component: membrane; intracellular membrane-bounded organelle. Lineage: Eukaryota; Metazoa; Arthropoda; Insecta; Lepidoptera; Pyralidae. Gene Ontology annotation, molecular function: heme binding.
UAUAGUUUUGACAUUGACAUGUCAUAAAUUUUCUUAUUGCAUGCUGUCGUUCUGCUGAUUUAUUUAUUCUAUUAAAUUUUCGAUGUUUUUUGUGAAUUAAAUUAAAAUAAAAUGAAUAAAGAAAUUUCAAUCAAAGAAGUAAAAAAACAUAAGAGCAGAAAGAGCACUUGGGUAAUACUUCACAAUGAAGUGUACGAUGUAACAUCGUUUUUGUCUGAGCAUCCUGGAGGUGAGGAUUCUUUACUUGAUGUGGCUGGCAAAGAUGGUACUCUUGCAUUUGAAGAUGUGGGUCACAGUGCUGAUGCCAGGCAAAUGAUGAAAAAGUAUAAAAUAGGACAACUGCCUAUAGCAGAGCAUUCUAAGCCUGUUGCCCCCUGUUGUACAGUAAAAAGUAAAAAACCAAAGAGAUCUAGUUGUCCUGACUGCACUGAGGACAGUUGUCCGUCAGGGAAAUUACCCAAGUCAUCAAAAAAUGAUAAGUCUUGGCGAACAUACGAUGGAGGUCCAUCUUCAAGCCGGCCAGGUUCGCCCAAGUCAUCAUUUAAAGAGAUAAAAGAGCCCAGGGCAUCUGGUAGAAUAAAGAGCAUAAUUGUGCCACGCGAAAGAAAUCCCCGUCCACGGUCUCCUUACGACCGCCAAGACCUCGUGGCCAACCUUGUGGAGGUUCCAAUUUGAAGUGGGCGUUGCUCGCUCUAGCCGCAGCCAUCGUGAUAGCUAUAGUUAUAAAGAAGAACAUGGGAUAAUCUCAACAAACCUGGAGCGUACGGGUCCAAUCGCAAAACUGGUUUCAACCAGUUACAGAUAACGUAGAUCAGUCGAUAUUAGCAAAGUAUUUUAACCGUGUGAUAGUAAUAUUAGGCGGUACAUUAUGUGGCAUUCCUCUUUAUGUAAUUCAAAAAUUGACUUAUGAUUUUAAUACAUGCUUUAUUUAUGUCAAAAUGAAUGUUGCCUACAUUCAUCGGUUCUUACUGGUUUUCAAAACAUCAUCGUUUAAAUAUUUUGUAAAUUUUUGGCCAGCAAUGGUUCUCAUAUUGGAAUUUAUGUCCUUAUUUUCAACAUUUUUAAAUUUUUGUAGGCCAACUAUCUAUUGAAUACAGUACAGUAAAGCUUUAGCAAUAGAAAAGUACAAAUUUUGAUUUUUAAACAAAGUAUACUCAAGUAGUUGUCGGUGCUAUUAUUUUCGCUAUUUUGUGUAUCGCGCGAUUCAGACGAUAUUUUUAUAGAUGUUAUUACAUCAUUAACGUGACUUAUUUAAGUAUAUUUUGUCCGUGUCGUGACAAUAAAAUAUAAUGUAUAAA